Messenger RNA from Prorocentrum cordatum, 861 nucleotides. NCBI's taxonomy places the organism in Eukaryota, Dinophyceae, Prorocentrales, Prorocentraceae. The record is from the annotation of a GenBank genome assembly.
AUGCCGAACUGGAAUUGGGAUAGCAACUCCAUCAGUCCCAGUUAUUCCACGAGCACGUACUUUACUUCCAGGUUGGAGAUUGACAUUGAGUACAACACGCAGACGGCUGACCCGGAGAAGGCGGCCGCGUUGGCGACAUCCGCGAACAGCACGGCUGCAGACCCGACAUCGUUAGUGGGCUCGCUCGCUACCGGCUUCGCCGACGCGGGCAUCACUUUCGACGUGAUUAGCUCGGUCCCAGAGCUGUCGCUGCUGGCCGUCGAAGCCCGUGCGGAGCGGUUUGGUCGUGCGUGCUCUGACUUGUAUUUCGAGUCCCUGGAUUUGACCAGCACGCGGGUUGACGAAUUGAGCUCCUGGGGCUUGCGAUUCUCCGCCAGUGUUCCAAACUUGCACGUCGAGGCAGGGUGGCUGCAUAUCAGGCAUGGCGAUGUCAAGGUGCGCUGGGGCCACACCGCCGAGGGUGUCGAAUACAUCAACGUGUUCGUUCGCCACUUGAGCAGGGCGGGCUUCCCUGUUGGUGGGCUACUUGGGGAUGGCGACCACUCCAAGUUGGGCAAGCUGAUCGGCGCGCUGACGAUCCUCAACGGGAUCAUCGUGCUGGCGAUGCCGAUCGGCGUGGUCGGCGCAAACUUCAGCGCCGAGUACUACCGAGUUCAGGACGAGAAGAAGAGGAGGGUCAAGCUGAAGCAGCAGAUGCGGACCCGGGCGCAGGUGGAGGAAGAGCAGGACGCCGCUCUCACGAAGGCGACUGGCGAGACGGACGCCCUCGAGUCCAACGAGUCCGAGCGCGGCAUCGAGCUGUGCCGCGUGGACGCCGCGCGGAAGGACAUCGUCGUCUGCGCGGAGGACGGAUGUCGAUGA